AUGCCCUCGGCCAAACAAAGGGGCUCCAAGGGCGGCCACGGCGCCGCGAGCCCCUCGGAGAAGGGCGCCCACCCGUCGGGCGGCGCGGAUGACGUGGCGAAGAAGCCGCCGCCGGCGCCGCAGCAGCACCCGCCGCCGCCCGCGCCGCACCCGCAACAGCAGCACCCGCCGCAGCAUCCGCAGAACCAGGCGCACGGCAAGGGCGGCCACCGCGGCGGCAAGGCUUCCUCCUCCGCCGCCGCCGCCGCCGCCUCGUCCUCCGCGUCCUGCUCGCGCAGGCUCGGCCGGGUGCUCAACUUUCUCUUCUACCUCGCCCUGGUGGCGGCGGCCGCCUUCUCGGGCUGGUGUGUCCACCACGUCCUGGAGGAGGUCCAGCACGUCCGGCGCAGCCACCAGGACUUCUCCCGGCAGCGGGAGGAGCUGGGUCAGGGCUUGCAGGGCGUCGAGCAGAAGGUGCAGUCCCUGCAAGCCACGUUCGGUACUUUUGAGUCCCUUGUGAGAAGCUCCCAACAUAAACAUGAUCUCACAGAGAAAGCCGUGAAGCAGGGGGAGAGUGAGAUCAACCGCAUCAGUGAAGUUCUACAAAAACUCCAGAAUGAGAUCCUCAAAGACCUCUCUGAUGGGAUCCAUGUGGUCAGGGAUGCCCGGGAGCGGGACUUCACCUCCCUGGAGAACACUGUGGAGGAAAGGCUGACGGAGCUCACUAAGUCCAUCAAUGACAACAUCGCCAUCUUCACAGACGUCCAGAAGAGGAGCCAGAAGGAAAUCAACGACGUGAAGGCCAAGGUCGCCUCUCUGGAAGACUCAGAGGGAUACAAGCAGGAUCUGAAAGCCUUAAAGGACGUGGUUAAGGAAAUACAAACCUCAGUGAAGUCCAAAGAGAAGGACUUGGAGGCCCUGAGAAGCACCAUCCAGACCAUGGAGUCGGAUGUCUACACGGAGGUCAAAGAACUGGUGAGCCUCAAACAGGAGCAGCAGAGGUUCAAGGAGGCGGCCGAUUCGGAACAUCACACCCUUCAGGCGCUCACGGAGAAGAUCCUCAGGGCGGAGGAGUCGGUUGCCCGCCUCCCUGACGAGAUCAGGAGACUCGAGGAGGAGCUCGGCCAACUCAAGGCUGCAGCCCUCCGGCCAGAAGAAGACGGGGCCUUCAGACCCUCCGAGGCCUUUGAAACUCUCCAGAAGGAGAGCCAGGGCUUGGACUCACGGCUGCGGAGCGUGGAAGACGGGGUGCAGGCGGCGCAGGCAGCCUGGGCGCGCCAGGGCGAGAGCCUGGAGGCACUGCGCGCGCAGAGCGAGGAGCAGGCGCGGCGCCUGGCGGAGCUGCAGGAGCGCGUGGCCGGCCUGGGCCCCGCCACUGACGCCGAGGGCGGCCUGGCGGGCACGGUGCGUGGCCUCGGCGAGGCCCAGCUCUCGCUGGCCGGUGAUGUGGACGAGCUAAAGCGCCGCAUGGCUGAGCUCCCCGGCGCCGUGGAGGCUCUGCAGAAGGUGCAGGAGCAGGUCCACACGCUGCUGGGCCGCGAGGCCACCGCCGCGCCCCCGCAGGACCUGCUGGACAGACUCUCCUCUCUUGACAACCUCAGAGCCUCCGUGGGCCAGGUAGAGUCGGACUUGAAAAUGCUCAGGACUGCUGUGGACAGUUUGGUCGCGUACUCGGUGAAGAUCGAGACCAAUGAGAACAACUUGGAGUCGGCCAAGGGUUUGCUAGAGGACCUGAGGAAUGACCUGGAUAGGUUGUUUGUGAAAGUGGAAAAGAUUCACGAGAAAGUCUAA
This is a messenger RNA of Rangifer tarandus platyrhynchus (Svalbard reindeer), 1770 nucleotides long. NCBI's taxonomy places the organism in Eukaryota, Metazoa, Chordata, Mammalia, Artiodactyla, Cervidae. The record is from the annotation of a GenBank genome assembly.